Lucilia sericata (common green bottle fly) is the source of this 2636-nucleotide messenger RNA. It is a transcript of the gene DCAF12, whose product is annotated as DDB1- and CUL4-associated factor 12. The record is from RefSeq and is a predicted model, not a curated record. Bases 159 to 1535 code for a protein of 458 amino acids. NCBI's taxonomy places the organism in Eukaryota, Metazoa, Arthropoda, Insecta, Diptera, Calliphoridae. The transcript is spliced from 6 exons. Gene Ontology annotation, molecular function: protein binding. Gene Ontology annotation, cellular component: Cul4-RING E3 ubiquitin ligase complex.
GUCUCCAAUAUUAAUGUUUGUCGGCGCAGGUUUUUGCAGUGCAGUUUCUUAACAAAAAAAAUGAAUUUUCUAUAAAAUUGUUUUGUAGCCAUAAUAAUAGUAAAAUAAUUGUAAUUUCAAAGUUAAAAAUUAAUAAAGUCCUUAAAAAUCGAAAAAAGAUGUUCAAUGGCAUGGUACAGACCAUACGAAAUAGUGUCGUAGGCACGUAUCCUUCAUGUCAUGUAAAUUCCCGUCUGGAUGAACGUAGAGCUAAGGCAAGAGCAUUGAGGGCAGAACGUAGACGUAAGCCGGAUAAACCAGAUGAUUUUGUAACUUAUGAAGAUUCCGGUAGUGAUGAAGAGACACCUCAACAGCAAGAAGAAGUAUUAAAUACUUCCUACAAUAUAUUCGACUUUAUAAGAAGUAGAGAGAAUGGUUUAAGUGAGAGACGUAAUUUCAAUUUUGAACAAACAAGUCGUUAUGUUUUGACUCAUGAUAUGUUACGGGAGACCCAAAUCAAUUUGGGUUAUAUUAAUAAGGUAUUUUGCUCCAAGUGGCUAAGUAAUCGUCAAGUUAUAUUUGGUACCAAAUGCAAUAAGCUUCUUGUAUAUGAUGUUAAUAUGCGCCGAGUGGAUGCAAUUCCUACCUUAUCAACGAAUCGUGCUAAUCAUGCUGAGAUACAGGGUGGUCUUCAUGCAAUAGAAAUUAAUCCAAGUCGUACUUAUAUGGCAACUGGAGCUCGAAAUUCAGCUGAUGUUGCUAUUUAUCGUUUGCCAACAUUGGAUCCCGUUUGUGUGGGAGAGAAUGGUCAUCGCGAUCUAAUAAUGGGCAUGUGUUGGUUAGACGAUCAGUUUUUGGUGUCUGGUUCAAAAGAUUCGCGUAUGGCUUUAUGGCGUAUAAAUGAAGAUCACAUGGAAUUUCCAGAUGGUGGCAAAGAAUCGUGUCCUACUUUUGCCACAAUAAAUCCAUUGUGUGUACGAGAUUGCCGUACGGCUCAAAGGAUACGCUCACUUUGUUUUAAUAAAGAAUUUCGUGAGAUAGCUGCUUUAUCCCUAAAUGGUUACAUUCAUGUCUUCAAUGCUGAAACAUUUAAACAAAAACUAUCACGUAAACUGCCAAAUUGUCAAGAUAAUGUUAGUAUAGCAUACCAUAGCGAUGGUCUUUAUGCUAUAGGAUGCCGAUCAUAUACAAUACUAUUGGAUACAAGAACAUUACAGACAAUAAAAAAGAUUACCUCGCGUUAUAGUGGUUGUGGCAUUAGGGCCACAUCUUUUGAGGGUAAUCUUUUGACAGUGGGCACUGGUCUUGGUAUGCUAUUGUUCUACGAUAUACGUGCUGGUAAAUAUUUGGAAAGUAGUGUUAAUGCUUCGCGUACGGUAACAUUGAAGUGUAGUAAAGGCAUAGUGUAUCCUGAGGAUGAAAUGGAUGGCUUUAAUGUUAAAUAUGUGCCGGCCAUUUAUACGCAUUGUUAUGAUAGCACUGGUAUGCGUUUAUUUGCCGCUGGUGGUCCUUUGCCAGCAACUUUAGUUGGAAAUUAUGCGGGUGUUUGGCAAUAGUGUUAAUUUUACGUAGCUUUUUAGAUUAAAAUAAGAAGAAAAACAGAAACAAAUUAAACAAAUGUGAGAAAUUAAAACUGACUAAUUACUAAGUAAGACUUUAGCAAUAUUUAUUAAAAACAAUUAAAAAAUUAUUAUAAUGCAACUGUAUAUAAAAAUAUGUUUGUAUUAGGGGUGUAAUUGAAAUUUUAUUACUGUAACAUUUAUUAUUGUUUUUUUUUUUUUUUUUUGAUAUAUAAAUCGUAUACUUUUGAAGGUCGUUGUGUUAUAGGUUGGUUAUAUUUUAGAUUUCAAAAGUUAAUUAUUAAAUAUUUUUUAAAUUUUUGAAAAUUCAGCAUCUCUAACAUUGGGCCUUCUUUGGUAGAUUUUUAUUUUAUAUAAAGUUUUAACAGCUUUUUUCUAAAAAAAAAUGUCCUUUAAAUUCUUAUAAUUCUUUAAUCAUAUAUUUUUGUCUCUCUACCUGUAUGUUUGUUGAAAUCAAUUUUCAAACCUCAGAUAAUUCCCAGCUGCUAUGGAAAUUUACACAGUUAGCAGCAAGAUAGUUACCAAUUCGUUUUUAAUUAUGAAUAAGGAAGCUAUUCAUCGCGUGAUGCGAGUUUUGCCGUUUUUGCGCAUCAUAAUUUCUGUGAUGCAUAUAUGAACGUACUGCGCAUCAGAUGCAGUGCUGUGAUGCAUUUCCGUUGCUAUUGAUUCAUUGUUAUCCCCCUAUUCUGCAUUUCGAUUACGUUUCAGCAUUAAUUUAUUCAAUGGCCGAUAAAAAACGGAAUCGGAAAAAAGAAGAUGCAAUUCUAUUUCUUUCAAUGCCUUACGAUAGUGUGUAUCCUGCAUUAAUAAAUUAGUUACGAUUUUGUAAGUUGUUACUUUAGUGACGAAACGUUGAAUCAAAAUGCAGAAUAUUAAAGUUGUCAGGCGGAGAAAGUUUCUAUACGAAUUGGAAUCUAUAAUGGGGGUGAUUAAAAAAGUUAUACCCCUAAUAUGAAUAUAAAAGAAAAAUGCUUUUUAUUCACAGUUUAUUGAAUUGGGCAAAAAUAAAACGAAAUAUUAUUUAUCAAAAAUUCCAUUCAAAUUAUAUGCAAAUACAUAUAUAUAUAUAUAUUUACC